AUGCCCUCACAAUCAAAUCUGAGAGCUGCUCAGGCCGUUGUUCUUUCACGCCAGCGACUUCGCCGCGGUCUCAAUCGUGAUGCUGCCGGCCGCCGAAAGAAGCCACUGACUCUUCGUGCUGCUGAAGCUCGAUAUGCCGGCUCUGCUCGUGCAUCUAUCGGCCGCAUCGUCAAGAGACUUGAGGCUGCGAAUACCGUAGAUUAUGAGGAUGUUGUCGAUCCUAAGAUGGGGCGCCCGCGGCAACUCACGGAUGAGGAAGAAGAAGCUAUCGUGUGUUAUAUCGUCUGGAUGGAAAAGUCAGGCCUGCCUGCCUCCAAGUGGGAAAUAGAAGAUGCAGCACUUACUCUGCGGCGCCGCCGUGAUCCUGAUGCGAGACCUGUGAGCAAGAUGUGGUACUCUCGCUUCCGCGAUGAUCAUCCUGAGCUUGCGAAAUCGAUAUUGAAGUCGAGAGAAGCUUCGCGUGCCGAAUAUGAGGAAGGCGGCGUUGAUGAUACGAAGGAGUGGUUCCAACGCCUCAGCGAUGUGAUGACGAAGUACAAUAUCGGUGCAUCAGAGACCUGGAAUGCAGAUGAAGCAGGAGUUAGAGUCGGAAUGCUACGAGAUAAGAUGGAAUGCCUCGUUGUACGCACCAAGAAGAAGUCAGCAACAGAGGUAUUUUCUCCGCAAGAUCGCGAGACUUGCACAGUCAUCGGCUCAGGCAACGCAGCCGGCGCAACAACGCCCCCCUGGCUGAUCUUCAAGUCGUUGCCAACGCUUGAGUGGGCGUUCAUUGAAGGCGAUCCUGAUAUGCGCUUCGCUCAGUCAGACUCGGCAUUCUCAAGUGCGGCGAUAACGCUCGAGUGGGCGAAGCACUUCAACCGAUGCUCGUGGGAGAAAUCUGCUACUGUACAGAAACGUCAGCUUGAUUUUGAAGAGUGGUUUGGGUGUAAUGAGCACCUUCAGGAUACAAAUAACCGCUUGGUUACUCACGAUAUGCCUCCCGCGGCGAGGCCUGAUGAUGAGGCUGUAUGGCGGCUGCUCGUUAUCGACGGCUUCACAGGCCACGGCUCAUUCGAAUUACGAGAAUAUAUGAUAAAGUUCAAUAUUCUCGCGUAUUUCAAUUCUCUGAAGGAAGCGCAUCAGAAGAAGCUUCGUGAGGCGUUGCGGAAGGGAAAUCUUACCUUUGGCCGGCGUGCCUUUGCAGGAGCUUUUCAGGAGAUCUUUAAUGAAGGCUUCACUGCCGCUCACAUCAUCUCGGGCUUCCAAAAACGGGCAUCUACCCUCCCACAGACCGACCUGCCAUAG
Messenger RNA from Fusarium poae, 1284 nucleotides. RefSeq lists its product as uncharacterized. The record is from RefSeq and is a predicted model, not a curated record. Lineage: Eukaryota; Fungi; Ascomycota; Sordariomycetes; Hypocreales; Nectriaceae. The transcript is spliced from 3 exons. Bases 1 to 1284 code for a protein of 427 amino acids.